Molecule: messenger RNA, 1087 nt
Organism: Stereum hirsutum FP-91666 SS1
Lineage: Eukaryota; Fungi; Basidiomycota; Agaricomycetes; Russulales; Stereaceae
Exons: 3
Coding region: 1-909 (302 amino acids)
Source: RefSeq, a predicted model, not a curated record
AUGACCACAACAGCCUCCCGCUCCCCCUCCUCCCUCCUACAGCUUCCAAAACCCCUCGCCAGAUUCUUCGCCCUCUUCCCCCUAAUCGAACACGCACCACAACCCGUCCCAAGCAAACGUCGCAUCUCCGGCCCCACGCUCUGGAUCCACCCGCCGAAGACAAGCAACGACCUCCUCAGCGCCGACGUCGAGUGUCUGAAAUGGCAGGCGCAUAUUGCAUUGCGUGGCCUCACGGACGUGCAGGUGAGAUCGGAUGUUAAGGCGGAGGGGGCGCUGGGCGGGAGGUUACCGAAUCUGCAAACGCCGAGUGUGUUGACUGCCGACGAAGAUGGGGACGGGGACGGGGACGUGGAUGGGGAGAUAUUACCGGCGCAUAAUAUCGCGGCAUGGAUCGAUGAGAGGGUCGGUCUAGUCGAGGGCGAUGAGUUGGAGGGAUAUAGUUCGGUCGAGACGAAGGAUGAGAGUCAUGCCUGGGUUGCCUUGUUGGAGGGCGACGUUCAUGCCGCACUCGCACUAGCCCAACCAUCCCCAUCCUUCUUCUACACCACAAUCCUGCAACUCCCCGCCUCGGGAUCCCCAAGACCCGUCGAAACACUGCUCACGCCUCCGCCAGCCCCGCUCACAGGCUUAUCGUCCCUCCUCCCGCCGUAUGGAGCGCGUAUACCUGUUAAUGCUGUGAAGAUGAGGUAUCAUGAUGCUGUUGCAUCGUUGAGCGAGAGAUUGGGGACGGAUAGGUGGUUUUUGGGCUCGAGCUCCCCAACAGCCCUCGACGCCCUCGCAUUCGCCUACCUCCACACCCUCCUACAUACGCACGACGACCUGCGCAUCGAAGUCGCUAAGCGCGUUAAUCUCGUCACUUGGGAGCGGAGGGUGUAUGAGGCUGUUAGGGGGGCUUUUGUGCCGUGUUGAGGGGGCGACGUGUGAGUGGACGUUUUAUGGUGUUUAACUCGGAGGACUGUCACUUUCGGGUGGUUGGGUUUAGUGUUCCGAUGUUCGAGUGUGUUACAGUGCGUGAAUCCGGUUGCUUUUGUCUAUUCGUUAAGUAUCACCGACCUCAGGUCUAAGUAUUGUAAUAUACGUCAUGAUG